AUGAUGUCUGGACGAGGUAAGCAAGGCGGGAAAGCUCGCGCCAAGGCCAAGACCCGAUCUUCACGGGCGGGGCUCCAGUUUCCCGUUGGCCGAGUGCAUCGCCUGCUCCGCAAGGGCAACUAUGCCGAACGGGUCGGGGCUGGCGCGCCGGUGUACCUGGCGGCAGUGCUGGAGUACCUGACCGCGGAGAUCCUGGAGCUGGCGGGCAACGCGGCUCGCGACAACAAAAAGACGCGUAUCAUUCCGCGUCAUCUGCAGCUGGCCAUCCGAAACGACGAGGAGCUUAACAAACUGCUUGGCAAAGUUACCAUCGCUCAGGGUGGGGUCCUGCCCAACAUCCAGGCCGUGCUGCUGCCCAAGAAGACUGAGAGCCACCACAAGGCUAAGGGCAAGUAAUUGCAUAGAUUAUAGCAACUCUAGUAAAUUCAAACCAAAGGCUCUUUUCAGGGCCACCCAUGUUUUCUGUAAAAGAGUUUAACAUUUGUUACGUUGGACGAUGAAA
This is a messenger RNA of Mesoplodon densirostris (Blainville's beaked whale), 502 nucleotides long. Its product is annotated as histone H2A type 1-like. The transcript has a single exon. Gene Ontology annotation, molecular function: DNA binding; protein heterodimerization activity; structural constituent of chromatin. Gene Ontology annotation, cellular component: nucleosome. Bases 1 to 396 code for a protein of 131 amino acids. Lineage: Eukaryota; Metazoa; Chordata; Mammalia; Artiodactyla; Ziphiidae. The record is from RefSeq and is a predicted model, not a curated record.